UCUAUUACAAUAGAAAUUGAAGUACAGGGGCACCUGGGUGGCUCAGUUGGUUAAGUGUCCAGCUUUGGCUCAGGUCAUGGUGUUAUGGUUCAUGAGUUUGAGCCCCACUCAGAGCCUGGAACCUGCUUCAGAUUCUGUGUCUCCCUCUCUCUCUGCCCCUCCCCUGCUCUCACUCUGCCUCUGUCUCUCGAAAAUGAGUACACAUAGAAAGAAACUUUUUUAAGAAAUGAAAUUGAAGUACCAAUAAACUGAGAAGCAGGGAAGCCCCAUUGCUGACCAGCAGGGGGAUCUAGGAAACACUGGGUGCUGGGAUUUGCUUCACACCCUAUGCUGAGAUGGGCUUUGGGAAAGAAGCUCUAUGGGGGGUGCCCACCUUUGGGGGUCUCCUUCCUACUUUGCUUGUCUCUCUCUCUUCCUAUUAUGAACUACAUUGCCACUCUUUCCCUACCAACCCUGAUCCCAUUGCUCCAGUGCCAACCAGGUGGGUAGUAUAAGGAUUCAGGGCAAUAAGGGGAAAGGAAAGGAAGGAAAAAGAAACCCCCAUCUUCCCUCCUCUGGCCCUAGUGGUGGUCUUACUAGCUGUCUCCCUCACCUACAAUCUUUGGGCCAUUCUCUAUCACCUAUUGUAGAUCCCCUAGUCCCCAGAAACUGGACCUAAAUAUUCUUUUGAAAUAAAGAGGAUUCUGACUACAAUCUUCUAUGGAUUCCAGGGUCCUCCUUUGACAUGUGUGUCUGCUAUUGCUUUUACAAACGAAUCCAAGUAUAAAAAUUGACACUGUUGUGUAUAUAUGUUGGGAGAGAUGAGUGGAAAUGAUUACAUUUAUUCUGUUUCUCAUAUUUCAAAAAUCUUUAGAGAGUUUCCAAAAGGAUAAACUGAAUGUCCAUGGGGAUGACCAAACACCCUUGCCUCUCAGUUCCUUGCCUUCCUCAUUACCAAUGACCUUUUGUCUACACUAUCACAAAGCCACCCACUCUCUGCAACUGCUCUAUUUUUAAGAUAAUCAGUCAAUCAUUCUGUCUCCAAGCAGCACUUCCUACCUUUCCAGCCAACUGGUUCCAUCUUUCUUCAAGUUCAUCAAUGCUUCCUCCCUAGGAGUCCCCUUCUAGUCUCUUUCCUCCGUAUGUCCCUCUGAUACCAUGGUUCAUCAUUUGGGGCAGUCUUUCACAAAUAUCUUAACUUCCUUUGCUCCUUCAUCUAUCUGUGAUAUCUCCCUGGCAUAAAAAAAAAAAACAAAAAACAAACAAAAAAAAAAACAUUAACUUGAAACAACGCUUACUCCCCAACUCCCCCAUUCUUCUCCUGAAUAGCCAAAUGCCACUAGAGAAAACCAUACAUCUGUCAGACAGGUCUCUUGGCAAAUUCAAGAUCACCCAUCUCAAGAGGCUCUCAACUCUCCCAGCAUCAAGAAAUACUUGUAGAGUGGGGAAAUAUCCACGGAAGGUGCUCUGGGAAUUCUGAAAUGAAUGGACUGCCUGCAGGUAGAGAAACAAAGAGACAAAGCUAAUAGAUGAGGGCAGAAGGGAACCAAAUGGGAAGAGUAAUUUGGAAGCAAAAGGAAGAGAGGAUUUCAACAAGGCUUGACUGCCAUUCCCUCUUAUGAAGAAGCAGAUCAUCCUGGAGAUUGUUGGUGUGUGCCACUGUGCUGGAGAAGGCAGGCUUUCGUUUCCUCAUCUGGCACAAAGGAAUCCUUCCUACUUUCCCCAGGAGGACGUUGGGAGGAAAUGGAUUGGUGGGAAGCAAAAGGAUUAUUUCAGUAGUAAUGACUGCAGGAGGUCAAGGCAAGGCUGAGGUUGUUCUCAAUAAGAAUCAUUGUGACUAAAGACAACGGCUAGUGGGAAUUUUUUUUCUUUGUUUGCUUUUACUUUUUGAUGCCAGACAGCUGGAAUGCCAAGAGCAGUUCUGUGCCAAGCCACAAAAAGACUGAAAGCCCAGGACUUCCCCUCGGACAAUAGCUUCCCUUUUAGCUUCAGGCAAGAGUAAAAUCUGUCCUAAGAUAGUUUAGGAACUUCCUGUUGGUUCACAUUUCAAGCAGCUUGUAUUUAAUUUUCACCUUGCCACUCAGAGCUCAGAGUGAACAGGAGACCCAGGGACAGGGUACUUUGCUGAGAACUGACCAGCGACCGGCUGGCUGCCUAGGAGAACAGACAGCCAUAAUGGAACCCAAACCUCAGAAGAGUCCAGGCAAACAAUUUACAUUUUAUUAUGAAAAUGAAGUCUGCAAACAAGAUUACUUUAUUAAAUCACCACCUCCUCAGCUUUUCUUCUCUGCUUCUUCUUGGAAAAAGCGGUUUUUCAUUCUGUCAAAGAGUGGGGGAAGGAGACUUCACAUCUCCUAUUACAAAGACGAACAUCGCCGAGGUUCCAUUGAAAUUGACCGAAACUCCAGUGUAGAAGUCGGCAUAAGUAGCCAUGAAAAAUUGCAAUCUGUAUGUAAGAUGUUCAAGUGCCACCCUGAUGAGGUGAUGUCCAUCAGAACCCCUAACAGGGAAUAUUUCCUCAUUGGCCAUGACAGGGAGAAGAUUAAAGACUGGGUCUCCUUCAUGUUAUCAUUUUGCUGGGACGUCAAAGCAGCACGCCAGAACACAGAGCAGGAGAAAUUCUCCCUGGGUGGUAAAAGGCCUUCUUCAGACCCCAGUCCUCUCCUUGGUCCUUCCAGCGUGUCAGAGGCUGUCAGCCCCACCCCACCAAGAAAUAGUCUUCCAGACAUGCAUUUCAUGGAAAACAAUUCUCCAGGACUCAGACAAGCUCAUCUGCCACAUGAUUUCUUGUCAGAGACUACUGAAGAUACAGAAGAAGAGAGUCAUUAUAUUAGUCCUCAAAGUAUUCUUUUACAGUUGGAUAGUCUUAUUGCUUCCAAUGAUUCUGGUCAACCUGCUGAACCUGGUAGUCCAGAACAGUUCUCGGAGACAAAUGAACAUCACUACAUGCCAAUGAAAUCCUGUUUUUUCAGAGAGACAUCCCACAAGUCUGCUGAUAGCAAAGAGGGAUCCCAGGCCCUUCCAGAGAUCCAGAACGGGGGGCUUCACUUGCAAGAACAAGGCUCACAAAGUGACUCUUGUCUUCCACCUGCCAAUAUGGAAGCACAGACCAUGAAUGACAAAAAGGGGUUGGCCUCACUUACUGUUGUGCAAUUAUCUAUACUAAUCAAUCACAUCCCUGAUGAAAGCCAAGUGGAGAAACUGAAUGUGUUCCUUUCUCCUUCUGACGUCAUAAAUUAUCUUAGUCUCAUGGAAGCUGCAGGACGGAUAUGUGUGGCUCAGUGGCAAGGCCCCCCGCACCUGGGAUGUUUAUUUUUUCACGGAGAUCACAUCUUGGCUGUGAAUGACCUGAUGCCCAAGGGCCUGGAGGAGGCUUCCUUGUUUCUCAGUCGGUCUGUCCAGAAGGAGAAAAUAAAACUCACCAUCGGCCGGAUCCCAAAUUCAGAGAAAUUCCAUGCUGUCGGCUGUACGUGCCCCUUAAAAUACAAAGGUGUUGUACCUUGUCGACUGGGUGAGUCUGGACUGGAGAAGACCCUGAAGAGGAGUCCAGCCAUUAGAAAGGGUCAACACCAACGAACUGGAGAGUCACACGCCAGGACCCACUGCUGAGGAGCAAGGGUGGGCCCUAGACUCUGCUGGGGCCCUGCCUCUCCCUCUCACCGCCGUGUGAGAUAACGCACAUCAGCACUCCUCUCUGAUUUUCCGUACCUACCCCUUAACGGUGGGGAAAACUAUCACCUCUCUGGCUAUUCAUCAGGGAUGCUGAGAGGGCCCAGGGGGAUGAUGACUGUGGAACGCAGAGAAAAUGUAAGGCCUUGUUAGCUCAGACGUUGUCCCACACACCACAGAGAUUGUUAAGUCCCUCAUCUGAAAUGCACUGUGUGUUCUCUGAGGUCAUGGUCCGCACAAUCCUUUCUUUGUUAGGGAACAUACAAUUGGAAACGCUCUUUCCAGGAAGGCAAGAUUCCCGAGAGACGUGAUACCAUAUCAGCCUUCCCGAACACCUCCCCCUAUUCAUCACACCCACCCAUGGUCCAAAAUGCUGAGGCAGGGUGGCCCCUUGGCUUCAAUAAUCAUCUGGUUUUCUUAAAGACCCAGAAACUAUUCUAGAAGUUGAAGCGGUUUUAGGUCGCAUACAGCAAAGGUCUGUUUUCUCUACAAGUAAUAAGGCAACAACUUAGCACUUCUACGUUUGAAAGGUCGUAACUGAUUGGCGCAUUAACCAAUUGAUCCUACAAGGCCAAAAACGUCAAAUCUUUUUUCAUAAGUAGGAAGACAAAGGCAGCGAAAGGACUAAUCGGAUCCAGGAACGUUGGAGCAAAAGGAGGCUUCAGAAAAUAUAUCUUACUAUGCUGUCAUUUUUGUGCAGGAAGACGUCAAGGCCCCAAACGUUUAAUACAAACAAACAAAACAGAAGCAGACUCAUACAUACAGCGAACAAAAUGGUGGCUGCAGAGUGGAGGUGAUGGGGGGGACAGGCAAAGUAGGUGAAGGAGAUUAAGAGGUACAACCCUCCAGUUAUAAAAUAGGGAAUG
Molecule: messenger RNA, 4514 nt
Organism: Neofelis nebulosa (Clouded leopard)
Lineage: Eukaryota; Metazoa; Chordata; Mammalia; Carnivora; Felidae
Gene: PLEKHS1
Product: pleckstrin homology domain containing S1
Exons: 14
Coding region: 2155-3588 (477 amino acids)
Source: RefSeq, a predicted model, not a curated record